Messenger RNA from Lactuca virosa, 1488 nucleotides. Lineage: Eukaryota; Viridiplantae; Streptophyta; Magnoliopsida; Asterales; Asteraceae. The record is from the annotation of a GenBank genome assembly.
AUGGGAAGCUUGAGUUCUAUCUUGCGAAACAGCAUUCCUCGCACAGUAUUCGCUCACGCUAAACAAACCCAUGUACAAAUACUCAUCCAUGAUCUCUGUCACGAUGUCACGUUCCAAACAGAUCUCUUGUUGGCUUAUUCUAGAGCGUCUCUACCAAACGCCCGCAAGCUGUUCGACAGAAUGCUCCAAAGAAACAUGCAUUCUUGGAACAUCAUGAUUUCAGCUUACGUUCAAAAUUCUAUGCACGAUAACGCUUUUAGUGUCUUCCAGGAGUUCUUAGACUCAGGUAUGACACCGGACCACUACUCAUUACCUCCGGUACUGAAGGCCUGUACAUGUAUUGGCGAUGUUUCACUUGGUCUGAUUUUGCAUGGUAUGGUGGUUAAACUUGGUUUCGAAAAUUACCUUGUUGUGGGGAGUUCCAUUUUGGAUUUUUACUCCAAGUGUGGGAAUUUAAAAGAUGCGAAAUUGAUUUUUAAAGGGUUGCCAUUGAAAGACUCGGUUUCAUGGAAUUCAAUGAUUUCAGGGCUUUCAAAGGCUGGUUUGCUACUGGAAUCUCUAGAUUGUUUCAGAAACAUGCUUGAAAACAGAAUGAAGAUGGACUCCAUGACAAUUCCAACCCUUUUAAACACUUGUGGGAAAUUAGGCGACAUUACAAAAGGUAAAGAAGUUCAUGGGCAAGUGUUAAAGAAUGCAAAUCUUUACAAUGAUACUGCUAUUGGAAACUCAUUGAUCAAUUUCUAUUCCAAAUGUGGCUGCUUGUGUGAUUCUGAAAGGAUUUUUCAUAACAUGAAAAAUCCCAAUUUAGUGACAUGGACAACAAUGAUAUCUUGCUAUGGACUUCAUGGAAAUGGAGAACAAGCUCUAUGUUUAUUUGAGAAGAUGAAAGAAUCUGGAUUUAAACCAAACAAUGUCACACUCACUGCAAUCCUAGCUAGUUGUAGCCACUCGGGUCUCAUACAUCAAGGCAAAAAGAUUUUUAAUUCUAUAAGAUCUUUAUAUGGUUUUGAACCUAGUGUAGAGCAUUAUGCUUGUUUAGUGGAUCUUUUGAGUCGUGUUGGGUGCUUCAAGGAGGCAGUAGGGUUGAUAGAAAGUAUGAUAAUGGUGCCACCAGCAAGUGUAUGGGGUGCACUUCUGGCUGGUUCUUUGGUGCAUAGAAAUAUUGAGAUUGGUGAAAUGGCAGCUUAUCAUCUCUUUGAAAUGGAACCCAAGAAUGCUAGUAAUUAUACUGCUUUGUGUAGCUUGUAUGAUUCUUGUGGCAUGUGGAGUGAUGCUUCGAGGGUUAGAUUAAAAAUGAGAAGGUUGAGAUUGGGUAAAACUCCUGGAUGUAGUUGGAUUUCGAUUGGGGGAGAAAUGUGUGUGUUUUAUAAAGGAGACUUCACUCGUUCUCUUAGUGAAAAGACUUGUGAAAUGGUCGAAUGGGUUGUUAGAACACUUCCAUUGGUUCAUACAGAAAUAGAGGAUCAAAUGUUUGACACUUGCUAUUAA